AUGGCGACGCAGGGUGGCCCCACCGGGCGCGAACUCGACCAGCAAGUGCUGCAGUGCCUCGAGGCGACCCUUUCUCCUGAGGAGGGUCGCCGUCGCGGCGCCGAAGAGCAGCUUAAGACCCUCUACCAUCACCCCGAGGGCGGCCUCUCUCUGACGAGGAUCAUGGGCGACCACUCUGUCGCGCUGGCGCAAAGGCAGUCGGCCGGUAUCCUGCUGCAGAAGUACAUCGCCCAGCACUGGUACCCCGGCGCGGACGCAUACACCCCGCCUACGACCCCCGCCGAGGUCAAGGACGCCGUGCGCCCGCUCCUCCUCCAGUCCCUGUCCGACCCCGAGAGCAAGAUCCGCUCGGCGUCGGCGUUCGCCACCUCGACUGUUGCCCGCUUCGACUGGCCCGAGGACUGGAAGGACCUGUUGAGCACGCUCGUCAGCAUGCUGCAGACCGGCCAGCCUGCCGCAGUGCACGGAGCCAUGCGUGUCGUCACCGAGUUCGUUAAGAAUGACCUCAGCGAGGACCAGCUGCUGCCCGUUGUGCGCGAUUUGGUCCCCGCUCUGCUCUCGAUUCUCGGCAACACCGAGCACACCUACCUCACCCGCGCGGACACGGUCGCUGUCUACCGCCACAUCAUCACGAUGCUGAACAUGGUCAAGGACGAGCACCCGGCGGCGGUGCGCCAGGCCCUCGACCAGAUGGCGCCUGUGUGGUUUAGCGCCUUCAGCCAGCUGCUCGCUGUUGACCCGGCGGCUGAGGUGGCGGCGAACUGGGACAGCCUGGCGCUCCGUAUCCAGAUCUUCCGUGUCAUGCUUACCUUCCAGGGUGCGUUCCCGAAGUACCUCUCGCCGCACGUUGGAACGUUCCUGCGCGCUGCCAUUCUCAACCUCACUUCUCUCCUCCCGACCUUCUUCAAGUACUACAUCAGCAACGACCCCGAUGCGCCGGAUCCGCCCGCGCCUGCCCCGGACGCGGCUUACACCGCGAAGAUGGACAUGGACGACCUGGCGUGCGCCAUCUUCGAGUUCAUGGAGCCGGUUGUGCGCGUGCCCGCCGCGAAGGAGCUGUUGAUUUCCAACGAGGGCGGACAGGAGCGUGGCACUGCGAUCAUGGAGACCAUCGUCGGGCUUGUUCUGAACUACACGCAGGUGACGAGGGAGCAGGAGGACGAGUGGCUGGAGGACGCGAACGCCUUCGUCGAGGACGAGGACGAGGACAACAUUGUGUACUCGCUCCGCAUCAUCGGACACGACCUGAUGGGCUCGCUUAUCGACAAGUACGGACGCCCGGUUGGUGUCAUUAUUAACGACCUGGCCAAGCGCCGUGUGCACGAGAGCAGCGACGCCCACUCGCGCGGCGAGGCGACGUGGUGGAAGCCGCUCGAGGCUCUUCUGGGCCUGAUCGGCGGCAUUGCGGACGACGUGCGUGGUAUCCUCGAGGAUGACGCCCUCGAGAAGCGGCCGAACACGUUUGACCUUGCCUUCUUCUUCGACCAGGUCAUCCCGGGCCUGCUGCAGCAGUCCUCUGCUCUGUUCCUGCAGGGCCGUGCAUUCGUGUUCGCGAGCCAGUUUGCCGGUGCGCUCCCGCCGAAUGUUGCUCAGCAGUACCUCGGUGCAGCGAUUGUCGCGCUUGAGGCGCCCGACACGAGCGUCCCCGUCAAGAUCUCGGCGGUCAAGACGCUGCGCAACUUCUGCCGCUUCGUCGAUGCCUCUGUCAUGGGUCCCGAGGCUCCGCGCGUGCUCUCGCUUCUCCUCCCGAUUCUUCCCGAGGCGAGCAAUGAGACGCUCUACCUCGUCAUGGAGACGGUAUACGCCGUUCUGUCGCUGGACAAGGAGCGCCUGACGGCCGACGUCGUGCGCACCGUCUGCGGCGCGGUGUGGGAGCAGUGGAUGAAGAAUCUGACCGACCCGGUUCUGACGGCGAUCGUGGAGGAGAUUGUGGAUGCGCUGGCGUCCUCGCCACUGCAGAGCGUCGUGGACACAACGACGGCCUUCUUCGCCCCGCGCAUCGCCGAGCUCAUCCUCACCCCCACGACCGAGGACACGGUCUACGUCCCCGGAGAGGCCGUUCAGCUCGCCAAUGCGCUGAUCAAGCCGCGCCCCGGCCCGCUCGGCGGCGACUUCAUUUCGAGCGUCACCGCCUCGAUCAUCACGCUCCUGCGCGGCACGGACGACAUGGACGUGAUCCAGCACGGCAUGAUCCACCUGACGCUCGUGGUGCGCAAGGACUGCGACUCGCUGAUUGCCUGGCACGCUCCUGAUGGAAGCAACGGGAUCGCGUGCAUCUUUGGCCUGCUUGGUCGCUUCCUCGCGCCGACAUUCAGCGAGACGGGUGGUGUCUUCGUCGGUGAUCUCAUCAUGCACAUGUUCCGCAAGGCGGGCGGGGCUAUCGCCCCCGUCCUCGGCGACCUGCUGCGGGCGAUCGUCCAGCGCCUCGCGACGGCGACGAUGCCGUCGUUCAUUCAGAGCCUCGUCAUCCCCUUCGCCUACCUCUUCGGCACCGAGUAUACGGAGCAGACGCUCGAGCUGCUCUCCUCGUUCCCGCCCGUCACCAUGGCGGACGGCACGCAGCGCCCCGCGCUCGACCUGGUGCUGCAGGCCUGGUGCGAGCAGGCGGACACGAUUACGGGCUCGUGGAAUAUUCGCGUCUCGGACCUCGGGCUCGGCAAGCUCUUCGCCCUCCCCGCCCCGCAGUUGCGCAAUGUUACCGUGCAGGGCGACAUGGUGGUGGACGAACGGAACCGGAACCGCAUCAUGACGCGGUCGCGAACGCGCUCCACGCCGACGACCUAUACCUCUGUGCCGUUCCCCGUCAAGGCGCUGAAGCUCCUUCUGAAGGACGUCUCGGCGGAGGGAAGUGGGAAGAAGAAGGGCGGCGCGGCGUACGACGGCGAGAUUGAGGAGGACGACGGGGACGACGACUGGGCCGACGACGACCCCCUCGGCUCGGCCGGCGAGGACGAGUUUGCGUUCCUCUCGGACUGGCUCGACGCUGGCGGCGGCGGCGAGAAUGACGCCCAGGACGACGACGAGGACCUCAAGACUGACCCGCUCGCGCAGAUCGAUAUGGGCGAGCACAUCACCAACGUCCUCCGCCAGUGCUACGCCUCCAACUGCAAUGGCAUGCAGGAGAUGGUCGACGCGCUCUCCGACCAGGAGAAGGGCAUCCUCCGCGGCGUCCUCACCGUCUAA
Messenger RNA from Trichosporon asahii var. asahii CBS 2479, 3183 nucleotides. RefSeq lists its product as uncharacterized. Bases 1 to 3183 code for a protein of 1060 amino acids. The record is from RefSeq and is a predicted model, not a curated record. NCBI's taxonomy places the organism in Eukaryota, Fungi, Basidiomycota, Tremellomycetes, Trichosporonales, Trichosporonaceae. Gene Ontology annotation, molecular function: small GTPase binding. Gene Ontology annotation, biological process: protein import into nucleus. Gene Ontology annotation, cellular component: cytosol; nuclear envelope. The transcript is spliced from 2 exons.